This is a messenger RNA of Neurospora tetraspora, 1635 nucleotides long. Its product is annotated as glycoside hydrolase superfamily. The coding region runs from base 1 to 1635 and encodes 544 amino acids. The record is from RefSeq and is a predicted model, not a curated record. NCBI's taxonomy places the organism in Eukaryota, Fungi, Ascomycota, Sordariomycetes, Sordariales, Sordariaceae. Gene Ontology annotation, molecular function: hydrolase activity, hydrolyzing O-glycosyl compounds. The transcript is spliced from 6 exons.
AUGCCAAGAGGUGAAGACAGAGGAAGUCAUGGACUUCAAAGCUGUGCCAAAGAUGCGACAACGAUUGUGUUGAACGGUAAAGGACAACUCGUACGAUGGAUCAAAGAGAAGUCUCUGGGCAUUUCUCGGGUAACUCUUCGUGAGACCAUGCGAGGCUAUCAAGGUACUACCUACCUCAUCGAUCCCGGCGCCGAUUUGCAAGAUAUAAAGCUGGAUCGCAACAUACCUCUGACUCUUUACUCACAAGGCGAGCUCCUCAAAGUCUAUUGCAACGAAGGACGCCUCAAAAUGGCUCGCUCUCUGCACGCAGUCAGCCAUUUCUUGGUGACAGCACUAGCCAUCAUCCCAUUCGCCUUCGCAGACCUCACCACCACCAUCGACCCUUCUUCCAACUGGGGAACCUGGGAAGGAUGGGGUACGUCCCUAGCCUGGUGGGCAGCAGCCUUCGGCACGCGUGACGACCUCGCCGACAUCUUCUUCACGACCCAAACCACGACCCUCAACGGAGUCUCCCUGCCCGGGCUCGGCUUCAACAUCGCGCGCUACAACGCCGGCGCGAGCAGCUGGAACAGCAUCAACGGCACCAGCAUGGUGGUCUCGCCCAAGAUGAUUCCCUCGCGCCAGAUCGAAGCGCGCUCGCGCGGCACCAACAUCCUCGAGCUCUUCUCCAACUCGCCCAUGUGGUGGAUGUGCAAGAACCACAACCCGUCCGGCUCCGACGGCGGCAGCUCCGACAACCUGCAGUCGUGGAACUACCAGAGCCACGCCGUCUACAUGGCCACCGUAGCCAAGUACUUCACCGACCACUGGUCCACCACGUUUUCUUCCGUUGACCCCUUCAACGAGCCCAGUGCGACCUGGUGGAACGGCAAGACCGGCACCCAGGAAGGGUGUCACUUUGACAUGUCCACCCAGGCCACCGUCCUCAACCACCUGCGCACCGAGCUCGACUCGCGCGGGUUGUCGUCGACCGUCAUCUCCGCUUCGGACGAGAGCUACUACGACGACGCCGCAAAGACCCUCCAAAACCUCGGCUCGACCGCGCUCGCCAAGAUCGCCCGCGUCAACGUCCACGGCUACCAGUACGGCUCCGGGCGGCGCGACUCCGUCCGCAGCCUGGCGACGCAGUACAGCAAGAAGCUCUGGCAGAGCGAGUACGGCGAGGGCGACGCGACCGGCCACGACCUAGCCAGCAACUUGCUCCUGGACCUGCGCUGGCUGCGGCCGACGGCGUGGGUGUACUGGCAGGUGCUCGACGGCGGCGGAUGGGGCUUGGUCGACGCCGACAACGAUAAGAAGACGGUCGGCCAGCCGACGCAGAAGUACUUUGUGCUGGCGCAGUUUACUAGGCAUGUGAAGCCGGGGAUGCGCAUCCUGGAUGCCGGGAGCGAUUACGCGACGGCGGCGUAUGAUGCGGCGACCAAGAAGUUGGUCAUUGUCGCGGUCAAUUGGGGGAGUGCCCAGUAUCUCAAUUUUGAUAUGUCCAAGUUCAAGACGCCGGGAGUGAAUGGCGCGGUGGUGAAGAGGUGGGCGACGCAGAUUGGCGCGUCGACGGGGAAGAGCGGCACAAGGUUUUGGUCGUAUUUUGAGAAGGAGAUGGUGCAGACUGUUGAGGUUGAGGGUGUUGUUUUGUAG